CAGUUACCUUUAUACCUUUUAACGGCAGCCAAGGGCCAGCCAACUCUUGUGGAAUUGAAAUCUGGUGAAACAAUUAAUGGUGUUUUGACUGAAAUUGACAAUCUAAUGAAUCUAACUUUAACUGAAGUCAUUGAAACUAGUGCAAAUGGUGAAUCGUUUUUGAAAAUACCUGAAAUAUUUGUCAGAGGUAAAGAUAUCAAAUAUUUACGAUUACCAGAAGAGUUAAUAGGAGAAAUCAAACAACGUAAUGUCCAAAAUCAAGAA
Molecule: messenger RNA, 264 nt
Organism: Hansenula anomala
Lineage: Eukaryota; Fungi; Ascomycota; Saccharomycetes; Phaffomycetales; Wickerhamomycetaceae
Gene: LSM4
Product: U6 snRNA complex subunit LSM4
Exons: 2
Biological process (GO): mRNA splicing, via spliceosome; nuclear-transcribed mRNA catabolic process; spliceosomal snRNP assembly
Cellular component (GO): U6 snRNP; spliceosomal tri-snRNP complex; P-body
Molecular function (GO): U6 snRNA binding
Source: RefSeq, a predicted model, not a curated record